Pomacea canaliculata is the source of this 2712-nucleotide messenger RNA. RefSeq names its product nicotinamidase-like. The record is from RefSeq and is a predicted model, not a curated record. NCBI's taxonomy places the organism in Eukaryota, Metazoa, Mollusca, Gastropoda, Architaenioglossa, Ampullariidae. The transcript is spliced from 8 exons. Bases 239 to 1156 code for a protein of 305 amino acids.
CAAAACAUUCAGUUACUCCCCGUAAGCCUGCUGUGUCGAUACGUAUCUGUUUUGAGUGUAUCUACCCGUAUGAUUGCACCCUGGCAUGCGAGUCUGCGCAAACAGUUUAAACUUAAGACGCUCGUUUUUUCGGGACUGCGUUUGCCAGUCAUGAUGUCAUCAACAUGUCACUGAUGGUGUGCCCAACCGCUUCACCUUAGUCUCCUGCUUACUAUACUCAUCAUGGCAGGCGUUGCGAAUGUCCUCUUGGGGUGAGGUGGUAGUCGCGGUGCUGACGUGUCUCAUCGGCGCCCAGAUCCGCGGCGAGAAAGCGGCACUUCUUAUCAUCGAUGUGCAGGACUGCUUCCUGCCGGGGGGAAGCCUGGCGGUCAAGGAUGGACACCAGGUCAUUCCUGUUAUCAACAAGUUGCGCCAUGACUACGAAGACAAGUUUUCGCUAGUGAUACUGAGCCAGGACUGGCAUUGCCCAAACCACGUGUCCUUCGCUUCCCAGCAUGUCGGUGCGGACCCCAUGUCGCAAAUCAGCCUGACGUACGACGAUAAGGGGAUGUGCGCUGGGGACUCAAGCUGGACGGCUUUGCAAAGGAACCGUGUUUCCAGUCCAUUGCCUACAGUAGACUGCAGUACAGUUGAUGUAAACAAGCAGCGCAAAGUCACUCAAACCUUGUGGCCCGACCACUGUGUGCAAAACAUCACUUCAGGUCCUACAUCUUCAAAGAUUUCAUCGCUUUUGACAAGAAAAGACACCGACAUUGUAAUCAGGAAGGGAGACACCUGCGAGAUAGAUUCCUAUUCAGCAUUUAAUGACAACGGGGAAUUUCGACAGACUCCACUGCACAACAUUUUGAAAAAUCAUGGCAUUCGCCUGGUGGUUGUGGCAGGAUUGGCACUGGACUAUUGCGUUUAUUUUACAUCUAAGGAUGCAGUAAAAUUAGGUUACAAAGUCUUCACAGUGUUAGAUGCCUGCAGAGGAGUCGCACCAGAUUCACAAAUUGCUGCCAUGGAGGACAUGAAAAAAGCAGGAAUAGAACUGGUUCAGUCAGGAGACCUUGAGGGGGCCUUGCAAGAUACCAGUGAAGGUGGCUCCUACACUCUAGACAUUAUUCUGCUGAUGGCUGCUGCUGUCUGCAUUACAGUCAGUUUCAUUGUGGCAUAAUUGUCAAAAGCUACUGAAUUUCAUUGGCUGCCUCCAAAGAAAGACACAAAGUAAUUUUAGUGAACUGGAGUUAGCACUAGCUAAUAAUGUGCGACAGAUUUUUCAGUACCAACCCAGAUCAGCAGACUGUAAUAAUCAAAUCUGUGAUAUUUGAGUUUCGCAGGUUUAUACAGUAUUUGUCUUUGAUUUAUGGGGCACCCCACAUGAUGACAAGAGUGAGACUAGUGAUUAUGUGUAUAAUACAAAGAUGACAAAGCAGGUUGAGAUGGUGGCCUUUGGAGAGCAUGCUAAAUCCUGUUGGUUCAGCUUCUGUCUCACCAAAGUUUGUUGUCCUGAAUUCCUAGUGACCUAGUGAUCAUUCCACUUUAAACUUUAUUUGAAAAUAAUUAUUUUGUUUGAUAUCAAGGGUUUGCAAGAGCAAAUUAUGAUUCCACCUAGCACAUUUUGUACCAGACUCUCAUGGUGUUGUUAUCAACUGAACUGUUCAUCUUAAGAUUUGGGGAACAGAAAGCUGCUUCUCAUUUUACUGAGCACCAACUGUUUAAUUAAGGUAAAGAAACUAGGUAACUCAAAAAGUCUUUCCUGGGAUCUGCAAAAAAAAAAAAAAAAUCUGCCCUCACCCCAGGAGGGACUGUUAAUGCAACUGCUAUGUUGAAAGCCAAGAGGGAUGUGGAGAGAAAGGCAGCGAGGGGGAGAGGAUAGGCACCACCCUCACAAAGCUGGCCUUGAUUAAAGUGAGGUCACUAACAACUCACUCCCUAAUGACCUGAAGAAGUCAGGGGACUCCAUCAUUCUAUCCCUCCCAUAAAGACAGUCCCAUACGUACAAUGGAUGUCCUUCCUCUGUGCUGCUAAGUAAUGGAACUUUCUUCCACAUCACAUUCGCACUCAGACUAUCCCUGAAUUUCUAUUCUUAACUCCCUGGCAAUACUGUCAUGCUAACGACUCCAUCUUACACUGUUUAUAGUUUCUAUAUCCCUUCAUACCUUAGGGCAUUCUGGUGGCGCAAUGGUUAUCGCCCAACACAGUGAGGGUAGGCUGUCCUGGGUUCAGCUCUCGUCUCGGGCAUGAGGUUCUUUCUCUGCAUGUGGGUCUGUUUACAGUGCUGGCUACCUUGCCAUGAUAUAGCCUUAGUUGUUGGCUCGGCGUAAAAGACCAAUCCCCUUCCCUUCCCCCUCUUCUUUAUGUUCUACUGUUGUACCUCAUCAUGUUGUUCAGUUUGUCUUUACGUACCUCACUGUCCACUGACUGUUAUCUUUCAUUUAUCAUUAUUUGUUCAGAGAGUGCGAUCUAUCUACGCAACAUAAGUUCCCAUGAUUAUUAUUAUUACUACUUUAACUGUCUGCCAGUUUUUUGCAGGGUUUUCUGCCUCGUGUUUUUGAUUAUAUCGGCUGGUAGCAUCAAUAUGUUAUUAACAUUUGUAUAUGUUGUAUGUAGGCAUGCGAUGUAUCUGGUAUAUAUGAUGCAUAUAUUAUCAAAAUAGCCAACCUGUCAAGUUUAUCACACUAACACAUUGGCAUCAUGUACAGCAACAAGACAGUAAAAUCUUUCUCAUAA